Messenger RNA from Durio zibethinus, 2223 nucleotides. RefSeq names its product peptidyl-prolyl cis-trans isomerase FKBP62-like. Lineage: Eukaryota; Viridiplantae; Streptophyta; Magnoliopsida; Malvales; Malvaceae. Gene Ontology annotation, molecular function: protein binding; peptidyl-prolyl cis-trans isomerase activity. The record is from RefSeq and is a predicted model, not a curated record.
ACCUGUAAGGGGGAAAAGAAAAAGAAAUGCUCAAAAUAGGAAAUCCGAAGAUCUCAAACACAAUGGCAAACGCUCAUUUUCUUAUGAAAGGACGGAGAAUUCUGGAACUAUCUUUAGUCUGUUAGCUUUUUGGAACUCUCUAGAGUCUCAAAGUCCGCUUUAAAUUCCCAUACACCCAAAUCGCUUUGUAUCAAUCGAUCUUCAAGCAUUUGCCAGUGUUGUCUUCUCAGAAAUCCUCAAAAUCUCAAAAUUUCCUCUCUCGCUAAAACCUUAAUGGAAGACGACUUUGAGUUCCCAACAGCAAGCGACAUGAAAGAAGACGAGAUGGACAUUCCAGAGGAAGACCCAGUUAGCCCGAUCCUCAAAGUUGGUGACGAGAAAGAGAUUGGGAAAAAUGGUUUGAAGAAGAAGCUGGUUAAGGAAGGCGAAGGAUGGGAAACUCCCUCCAAUGGUGAUGAAGUUGAAGUGCAUUAUACUGGAACUUUGCUUGAUGGAACCAAGUUUGAUUCCAGCCGUGAUAGGGGGACUCCUUUUAAAUUCAAGCUUGGCCUAGGACAAGUAAUCAAGGGCUGGGAUGAGGGUAUCAAAACAAUGAAGAAGGGUGAAAAUGCCAUUUUCACAAUUCCACCUGAGUUGGCGUAUGGUGAAUCUGGAUCACCACCAACUAUUCCUCCUAAUGCAACACUUCAAUUUGAUGUGGAAUUGCUUUCUUGGACUAGUGUCAAAGACAUAUGCAAAGAUGGAGGAAUCUUAAAGAAAAUACUUGUUGAAGGGGAGAAAUGGGAGAAUCCGAAAGAUUUGGAUGAAGUAUUUGUUAAGUAUGAAGCUUGUUUGGAAGAUGGUACACUGAUAUCAAAAUCUGAUGGGGUGGAGUUCACUGUAGGAGAUGGCUACUUCUGCCCUUCUUUGGCAAAGGCUGUAAAAACAAUGAAGAAAGGGGAGAAAGUCCUAUUGACAGUGAAGCCACAGUAUGCAUUUGGUGAGGAUGGUAGGCCGGCAGUGGGCAGUGAAGGUCCUGUUUCCCCAAAUGCUACCCUCCAUAUCACUCUUGAGUUGGUUUCUUGGAAGAGCGUUUCUGAUGUCACAAAGGACAAGAAAGUCUUGAAGAAGAUUUUGAAGGAGGGAGAGGGUUAUGACCGUCCAAAUGAUGGAGCAGUGGUUCAAGUGAAAUUAAUUGGGAAGCUGGAGGAUGGGAAGAUCUUUGUGAAGAAGGGUCAUGAUGAAGAGCCCUUUGAGUUCAAAAUUGAUGAAGAACAAGUAAUUGAUGGUCUUGAUAAAGCUGUGAAGACCAUGAAGAAAGGAGAACAUGCACUUAUCACUAUUCAGCCAGAAUAUGCAUUUGGUUCAUCUGAAUCACAACAGGAGUUGGCUAUUGUUCCUGCAAACUUAACUGUGUAUUAUGAGGUUGAGAUGGUCUCGUUUGUGAAGGAGAAAGAAUCUUGGGACAUGAAAACAGAGGAAAAGAUUGAAGCUGCUGGGAAGAAGAAAGAGGAAGGGAAUGCAUUAUUCAAGGCUGGUAAAUAUGAGAGAGCAUCUAAAAGAUAUGAGAAGGCUGUUAAGUUCAUAGAGUACGACUCUUCUUUCAGUGAUGAGGAGAAGCAGCAAACUAAGUUGUUAAAAGUAACUUGCAAUCUCAACAAUGCAGCUUGCAAAUUGAAACUCAAAGAUUACAAGGAGGCUGAGAAGCUGUGUACUAAGGUAUUGGAACUUGAUAAUAGGAAUGUGAAAGCCUUAUAUAGGAGGGCUCAAGCAUAUAUUCAACUUGUUGAUUUGGAUUUGGCUGAGGUGGAUAUCAAAAAGGCCAUGGAGAUUGACCCUGAUAACAGGGAUGUGAAAAUGGAGUACCGAGUCCUAAAGGAGAAAAUCAGGGAGUACAACAAGAAGGAUGCACAAUUUUAUGGCAACAUAUUUGCAAAGAUGAACAAGUUAGAGCAAUCCAAGGCUGCAAAACAGGAGCGGGCACCCAUGGCCAUUGAUAGCAAGGUUUGCAGAUUGCUGGUUGUUCUGGUUUGCCUCUUUCUGAUACUGUCCAUGAUCACUAUCUUAAUUUGGCAAAAAUGGUCAGAUCACCUUGCCGAUCAAGUGGUUAUGUGAUGUUCAAAGUUUGUGAUUAAAUGCAUUUUGUAUUUGCAGCUGAAAAUAACCAGAUCAACUAUCUUAACAACUUUGUAUGAAGAUGUUCAAUUUAAAAGUUUGCAUUUUAUUAGGGUUUUGGAUUUAUCU